Gregarina niphandrodes is the source of this 951-nucleotide messenger RNA. Its product is annotated as p21-carboxy-terminal region-binding protein. Bases 1 to 951 code for a protein of 316 amino acids. The record is from RefSeq and is a predicted model, not a curated record. The transcript has 2 exons. Lineage: Eukaryota; Apicomplexa; Conoidasida; Eugregarinorida; Gregarinidae.
AUGGUGGAGGUCGAGGAGAGUGUGGCGGUGACGUUCACACUGAACGAGCCGAAGGAGGAGUUUGUGCCUGGGUACGCCGAAAGCCUCGUUGUACAAUUUUUUCUCUUCCGUAGCAUUCGCAGCCGAUGCGCGCUCCUGGCUAAAAUACUACAGGUCGAGGUGUUUGAUCUGGCGCAAGUUAUUGGUGAGCAAUACAACGUGGGCAAUGUUGUGUGUCUGGGUGAUAGCGAGGAGCGGCCGGUUGAAGAGCCGGACUCGACGGGUUCUGAGGAACCUGGUUCUAAAUAUCCACGUAGGAGAAGGCCGAUGACACCUGGUCGGACAGACGAUGAGGACGUGAUAGUGGGGGUGUUCACGAUUUUGAACCUUCGCCAGUUUUGGCAUGUCCUGGGUCCGUUGGGGAAGGUCAUUACGGAGAGCCGUAACGUGACCAUGUGCGAUAUCCUGUCCAAAGCUUUAGCCAAGGAACAUGAGCUAGGCAUCCUGCUCCUAGAACGACUCACCACUGGCAUACCCGAAGCCGUUUGCUGGAAGGCACUCAAAGCCUGCGUAGAAGACGUCAACUGGACGCUCGCUUUAGACCCACAGGAACUCGAACCCGAAGAAGCAGAGGAGCUGCCCUACUACCAUUACAAACACCUCCUCUGUUGCGCCUGGGCCUUCGCAUGUAAUAACACCACGGAAUUAGCACUCAAAAACCUCAACAAAAAACCCAGGCUGACGACUGAGGACGAUCUAACUGUAUCCACUCUAUCCUUCGUUGACGAAGAUGUCCAGGCAAUGUACAAGAAACGGUCGGCAUCCAUAUGUCUCGACACCAAAAUGAAGCUCAAAGCGGAGGACGACAGCAUAAUGCACCGCUACUUGGUGCUGUUCUCCAUUCCGUACAGCUCUUUUGUAAAACUAGCGGAGAAAAAAUGUCCGGAGGACGGGCUCAGGAGUGCCGCUUAG